Messenger RNA from Lingula anatina, 3087 nucleotides. RefSeq lists its product as uncharacterized. Lineage: Eukaryota; Metazoa; Brachiopoda; Lingulata; Lingulida; Lingulidae. The record is from RefSeq and is a predicted model, not a curated record.
GCCAGAGCAGUGCCAGAGGGACGUGAAGAAACCGACUGGACAUCCAAGACCGAAGCAGUCAUGAGGACCACGGCCUACCUUCUGCUUGUGUUUGUGACAUCGAACGCUUACGUUGUCCGGCGGCGUGACCCCUUUGACGACCAGGAAUCCAUGAGGGACGCCCUCGAAGCCUUGGAAAGCCGCCGACUGGGGGACGGGGGUCAAUACUACGACGCAGCCAGCCAAGGUGUUCCAUACGACGAGUUUGAGGAUGGUGAAGGUUACGAAAAUACCGAUCCAUAUCUUCUACAGAACCUUCUGGAUGAGUCCCGCCUAGGGCAGGGAGACGAAAGCUACGGCGGAGAUGAAGAAUUCGAUCCAUACCCACCCUUUGAAUCCCCGUCAUACGGCGACGGUGCUAUGUCUCCAACAAACAGCGAUGAUUUCGUGGGGAUGGGACAGGGGGCACCACGAGAAGAACCAGUCACACGGGAGGAGCUCGAGGACCUCUUCAAAUCCGUAAAUGACCAGUACCAGGAUCAGGAUCAUGACUCGGCCCAACCUUUGAAGUUAUCCCUAAAGAAGAAAUAUCAACCUUCCCCAAAACAAUUUAAAAAUUCCAACUCUUUAACGGACACGAAAACUCGCCUAAAGAACAUGAACCCACAACAGAUGCAGGCGCUGCUGGACGAACUACGAGCGGAGGCUUCAAGGGAGGAAAAGCGAAACACCGCCAAGAAGUCAACCUCCGGAGGUGACUCCCUUCAGAAAGUCAAUCAAGAAGAACUUAACUCCAUAUUUGGGUCAGCUGGGAUUAAAAAAAGUGUCAAGAAAGCGACCAAAGAGGACGUGCCCAGUAACGAGGAAAUGACCAAGAAACGCAAGCGUUCUGGCACAGAUGGACUUAACAGUCGGAACCAAAACAGUGGCACUGAUGACGUCAUAGGAGAUGCAUCAACGAAAAACGGGGACGACCUCGACUUCAGAAAGCUUUAUCAACAAACCGACUUAAAGGCCAACCUCCUUCAAAGAGAAAACGAAUACCUAACAGAUGCCUUGGAUUUGGCAACAUUGAGCCAGUUGAAGGGUGGAAACGACCUGGUCCCCAAGGAGGCAGACAACCUACAGAAAGCGAUGGAAAUCGAGUCGUUGAUUGGUCGCCUGGAGAGGAACAUGGUGCAACAGAUAGGAGUUGAUCUACAUGCCGAUGGGGAGCACCAGGACGAAAAUGAUGAAGAGAAAAAGUCGAAUUUGGAAGAUCUUGGUGAAGAGGGUUACCUCCGAGGCGUGGAGGACAAGAGACAGUCUUCGCCAGAAAAUGCUUAUAAUGACAUUGAUGAAAAACUCUUCCAAAUGCCAAGGCCAGCUGAUGAUGACGAGGACAUGAACGCGGCCUAUAUACCCGACGGUCCGAUAUAUGCAGACCUGGCACCUACAUGCCCGCUGGUGGAGAAGAUUGCUAAUGGCUGCCAGAUUCUCCAGGAGGUCGGGGUCGUACUGGACCUAGAGGCCGCCACUCUGUGCGACAGACAUCUUGUCUGCUACGCCUGUGGUGCCGCCGUUGGAGGGUCACGUGACAGCUGUGAUCAAGGAUUCCUGGCGGCUGCGGAGCGGGCUUGUCGUGACAGCGAAGAAUGUAAAGAGGGCGCCACAUCAGUUUUACUUGCUCUCCAGAAGUUGCACGCUUUUAACCUGAACAAGCUGAAUGCUUGUCGGGCACCUUGCGUCAUGGAUUUCGUUGUAAAUGGGGAAUAUUAAGAAGAUUAGAUGCACCAACAUUUAUUUUUUAAAAAGAAAGAGAUCGCAAAGUAUAUUUAAAUUGUUCGGAAUUAUAUUUUAUCUCUGGCAUUUUCAUCAUUCCAAGAAUCUCUUUCCAAAAAUACCGGUACGAUUAUUUGAAGGCGUAAGUUAUUUAUUUCAGAAAGUCGUUUUUAUAAACAAGCUGUUUUCAUGUUGCUUAUUUUAGUGUCUGCGGGCCCGGAUAAACCUGUCUAGUUCAUAGGCAAAAAGACAAUUCAGAAUCGUUUAAUUCAAGAGCUAUCUGUAGUUAAAUGUUCUGUAAACUCAAACACAUACAUACAUUCCCUAUUUUUAUUACGUUUCUGUCAAAACGAAUGAAGAUGAUGGUGUCUCCUCCUGCUCCUGCAUAAAAGGCAGCCCUCUAUACUAUAAGGCUUUGGAUAUAAUAGAAAGAGAAGGGGCAUGUUGAUACGAAAGAAACGCAGGGCUUUCACGUGAAUAAUUGUCUGGCGGAUUCAGGAGCCGUGGAGUGUGUAUUGGGGUGGGGGAGGGAUACAAGAACUAACAAUAAAAAUAAACAACGGCAGAUGUGUACAUGUACUAUUCUACAUAUUUUGGACAAAUAGAUGCGAUGGAAAAAAUUUAUUGGAUUUUCCUCUUUUUUUGCUUGUUAACUGCAGUCAGGACGCAUCAGAAGUUAUGUCGGGGGCACGGGUCGGCAUCCCCCCAUCCCCACCCCCACGUUAUACGACAUUUUUAUUAUUGACACUUUGUAACUGAACAGGUAGAUACACGGUAGGCCCAUUCAGAUAGGAUUUUGUUUGGUAUACUGUGCACUCUCGUUUCUUUCAUGUUUUAGCAUCAUUGUGAAUGCCUUGUCAUCAAAAUUGUGUAGCUGUUGGGUACAGGAAAGACAAUUCUCGAUUUCACUGUUUACUUGAGUGUCUAAAAAGCUUUUAAAUUGAAUAAGGAUUAUCAAAAAUGCAUAACCUCCGAGCAAAUUAAAAGUUAAGUGUUGGGUGUAAACGAGUGAGAAUGCUACGUGCAAUCCAGCAAAUUUCCAGAAUUUUCUCAGCUGUGUUUUGUGCUCUAAGUUCCAAUGAUAAAAGGUAUACGCAACAAUUCCACCUGCAUCCUCAUUCACUGAUGAAGGUGUCUUGUUCUAGACACUGAUAUAUUGGAGGGGUAAGAACCGUGGAGUUUUGCUGGUGUUUCAGGAGCAUAGUAUUUAAGUUAUUGAUAUAGGCAAUGCAUGCAUAACGGGUAUAUUAUAUCACGAUACCAAAUUACACUUCCAUACACACGAUCGAUUUUUUAUUUGCAAAAGUAAUCUUUGGUGAAGACAGGAAAAUAAGUUGUGUAUGUACA